CGGAAGCGCAGCGACUUUGGGCGGCCCUGCAACUUCUCGGACCUGCCGGCCGAGGUGACCGUGGACAUCCCGCCGGACCCCAGCCUGGCCGAAGACUUCAUCCCCCAGGACCCCGUGGACUUCGCCCUUCAGCACGCGCCCGUCAUGGCUCUGCACGAGGUGAACACGGAGCGGGUGCAGGCGACAUCCCGGGGCAUGAACCACGUGGAGGGCGGGUGGCCCAAGCACGUCGACCCCAAGAACACGGAGCUGACCUCCCGCUACAGGGAGGAGGUGGAGAGGGAUGAGGUCUACACCAGAACCAUCCAGCACCUUGGCACUCUGAUGGAGCACUGCAUCAGGCAGAACAAUGCCAUCGACAUCUACGAGGAAUAUUUUGCAGACGACGAAGAGGAAGAGGGGAUCGAGGACCCUCCCUCUGCCAAAACCAUCAGUGCCUUCAGUGCCUCAAAGGUUAAUUUCAGCAUCAGGGGCUGUUGGGUUGUUUUGGGAGGCAGAUCCAGUAAGAGAAUUGGAUUUUCAGAAAGGGACCCAAGCCCGGUCAGGAGGACGGCCACACACCUCUCCUGGCACCCCGACGCCGGCAAGGAACUGGCCGUGGCUUACUGCAGCCUGGAGUUCCAGGACAAGAGGAGAGACAUCGGCAUUGAUUCCUUCAUCUGGGAUAUGGAAUACCCCUACAAGCCAUUGCUCACCCUCAUGCUCUCGUCCCCUGUGGUGACCGUGGAAUACAAUCCCAAGGACUGGCAUCACCUGCUGGGAGGCUGCUACAACGGGCAGAUAGUGUACUGGGACACCAGGAAAGGGGGGCUGCCCAUGGAGGCGACCCCCGUGGAGCUCAGCCACAGGGACCCCGUGUAUGGAGCGCUCUGGCUGCCCUCCAGAACAGGCACUGAGUGUUUCUCAGCCUCUACAGAUGGGCAGGUCCUGUGGUGGGACAUCCGCAAGCUGUCACAGCCCAGCGAUAGGCUGGUCUUGGACAUCACCCGGGAAGACCAGCUGAAGAAUGCCCUGGGUGCCAUCUCCCUGGACUUUUCGCUCUCCAUGCCCACCAAGUUCCUGGUGGGCACAGAGCAGGGCAGUAUCAUCAACUGCAACCGUGACGCCAAGACCCCCCCCGAGAAAAUCGCCAACGUCUUCAAUGGCCACAUCGGGGCUGUUUAUGCCGUGGCCAGGAGCCCCUUCAACCCCAAAGUCUUCCUGUCGGUGGGUGACUGGACUGCCCGCAUCUGGUCGGAGGAGAACCUGGACUCGUCAUCGAUUAUGGAGACCAAGUGCCACGUUCCCUACCUGCUGGACGGGUGCUGGAGCCCCGUGAAGCCGUCUGUGUUCUUCACUGUCAGGUCAGAUGGGACCCUGGAUGUCUGGGACUUCCUCUUCCACCAGAAGGAGCCUUCCCUCAGCCUCAAGAUGAGCAACGAUCCCCUCCUCAGCCUGCGCCCACAGGACAACGGGCGCAUCAUUGGCUGUGGCACCAAGCAGGGCACCAUCAACAUCCUGGAGAUCUCCUCGGGGCUCUGCACCCUCCGGAAGAACGAGAAGUCCCUGACCUCCACGAUGUUCGAGCGGGAGGCGCGGCGGGAGAAGGUCCUGCAGGACAAACAGCGGGAGCUGCAGGUGCGGGCACAGCUCCUGGCAAAGGCCAAGAAGGAAGAGCCGGAGGAUCCCCAGGAGGUGUUCAAGCAGGCCCGCAAGGAAUUCUUCAAUGUCAUCAAGACUGAGCAGCAGAGGAGGGGAGAGACAGUGUCCCUGUUUUCAGAGAGUCAAGAAGAGGAGGCGGCUGCAUAGCAAUAGGAAAAGGAGGAGAAGAAGAAGGGGGAGGAUGCCAAGGUCAGUGCACUCCAGCUUCGCCUUCCUUUCCCCUCCGUGCCAGAGCUGCUGCUCCAUGGCUCCUGCAGGGAUGAGGCCACUGGCCCUGAGCUGGGCAGCACCCGUGGGCUCUGUGCCCCUGUGGGCUGGGCCCUGCACAGCAUCCUGACCCCACAGAUGCUCCCUGGCUCUUGGCAUCCUGAUUUUCUUUGUGGUGAAUAAACCACUGCU
Messenger RNA from Manacus vitellinus (golden-collared manakin), 2040 nucleotides. It is a transcript of the gene DNAI2, whose product is annotated as dynein axonemal intermediate chain 2. NCBI's taxonomy places the organism in Eukaryota, Metazoa, Chordata, Aves, Passeriformes, Pipridae. The annotation marks the transcript as partial. The transcript has 13 exons. The record is from RefSeq and is a predicted model, not a curated record. Gene Ontology annotation, cellular component: outer dynein arm. Gene Ontology annotation, biological process: cilium movement; outer dynein arm assembly. Gene Ontology annotation, molecular function: dynein heavy chain binding; dynein light chain binding.